This is a messenger RNA of Harpia harpyja (harpy eagle), 1785 nucleotides long. RefSeq lists its product as uncharacterized. Lineage: Eukaryota; Metazoa; Chordata; Aves; Accipitriformes; Accipitridae. The transcript is spliced from 4 exons. The record is from RefSeq and is a predicted model, not a curated record. The coding region runs from base 485 to 781 and encodes 98 amino acids.
AGGGGCUCCGGCCAGGGUCGAGCUGCGGUAAUAACGGUCACUGCUGCCUCUUUCCCUCUCCCAGAGGCCACGCUGUGGGUGCGGUUGUCCGUUCGUCCCCUGGGGAUGCCGUUGACUGCAGCAGCCUCAGGCUUGCGUGGGCUGUCUCUGCCUGGCCUCCCUCUCCUCGCGGCGCGGGAGCGCAGAGGGGCAGGCGGAGCGCUUACUGGCUGUGGGCAGGAGCUGCGGAAGCUGGAGAGGCCACAGAAAGGUAAAGAAGAAGAAGGGGAAGGCCGUCUGGCUGGCAGCUGCCUCCCGCUGCAGGCAAGAGAGAGCCUGCCUCUCCGGGUGUGGGAGCAUCCCUCCUCGUAGUCCGCAGCAGGUCAGACCGCCAGGGUCUGUAUGCACGACCAGCAGCGGGGUACGGCCACGUAGCGAGCGAGCGAGGCUACGUGUCUAGGAGGCCUCAUGUCGUAAGAGCUGUGAGACGCUCGCGUGUUCCGUUAUGCGGAGGACAGCCAAGCGACGGGAGUUCCAGAAGAAGAAGGGAGGAGAGAAGGAGAAAGAAGCGUCUGAGCUGGCAAGGUCUCCUGGCAGCUCCAAGAGCGAGAGCUGUGUGUCACCUUCCGCGUCACACAAAGAAAAUCCUGCGUGGGUAAUUCCGCUUGCUGCUCAGCUGGGUGUCAGCUGGCACCAUUUCGCCGUGGUUGCCCUUUCUUCUGCCGUGACGGUAGGAGACAGAUGGAAAGAUUCCGUAGUGGUCUGCAAGUACAAGGAGUACUCGACAACCUUACUGAGAUAAUUAGCAUCUGUGCUAAAAGCAGUCAAGGUCAAAGAAGAGAUGUGGACAAAACAGGACAAAUUGGCGGCAUCUGUGUGUUUUCCAGGCUUUCCCAGGAAGCACUAGCAACCUUGUAACUAGUGACAGUGAGUCCUGAGUGUUUUUGAUGAGUUACUGCUUCAGUAAUGUAUUUUUUCCUUUAACCUACAGUGUGUCAUUUUGACUUCAGUUGGAAAGAGAUUUUCCAAAAUGGAAGUCUUUCUCACUCAAAGAAGUUUUGUUUUAUGAACUUCCCAUCAGAGUGGAUCUUCAGAGGUGAUCGACUUGACGGUAGAAGUCAUCAGUAACAAGACUUUUCACUCUCUUUAAAAAAAGAAAAAAAAAAAGUCAAUUUCCUUCCAAAGACCCAAGCACAGCCCAUCUUCCUAAAGUUGAUGGCAUCGCUGGUCUUUGGUUUCUCAGUUGUAACAGUCGAGGUAACGUGAAAACGUGUUGCUCUGCAUGCUUCAGUAUAGCCAAAAGCAUUAGGAAAUCUGCCGGUCCUUUUUGGUGGUCUGAGGUAUUGCAGCACUGGGGAUUUUACAAAUUGACUUGCAUUGUUUAAACUGUAACUGCCAAAUAGCUGUAGUAUAUAAUUUAUUAGGUGUAUGUAAGCAGUUAGGUAUUUUUCUAAAUGUUUAAAAAGAGAGGCAACUGAAUGUUAUGGGUUUUUUUUCCCUGAUGUUUUGGCGGAGUGCUCUGAAGUACUUUCUUUCUGUCUGGCUUUCAAUGGUGCGUUUCCCUGGCAGUUCAGUAACACCUCUCUUGGGCAGCGCAGCUGGCCAGGUGUCCCUCCUCAUUACGUAACACACACAAAAACCCUAGUCAAAUUAUAACUGUGUACUUUGGAGAUAGAUAAUUUAAUGGUAUGAAUUCAGAGCUGUGCAAGUUAAGGUAAUGCAAAAGGAAAAUCAAAUACUUUUAUAGUAUAAGUAUUUUUAUUGGAUGUAUAUAAACGUGGGCACACCUUUUUAGUGUAAAGUGAA